AUGCGUGCCUCCUUCAUCGUCGCCUCUCUCUCGGCCCUGGCCAUGGGUGCCAUCGCCGCUGACUCCUCCAGCUCUACCGAGGGUAACCCUGCCACCAAGUACCUGACCGAGACCAACUCCCUCGGUGUGGUCACCGGCCAGCCUGAUGCCGUCACCUCUCAGCCCGCUGCCGUGACUACCCAGCCCGCCGUUGUGACCUCCCAGCAGCCUGCUGCCUCCAUCCCCGCUGGCCUGACCUCCCCCGUGGUCACUCCCGUCACCAACAGCGCCUCUUCCAGCGGCAGUGCUUCCACCUCUACCUCCAAGAGUGGCUUCACCUCCUCUACCAAGUCCUCUGGCACCUCCACCGAGACCAGCACCUCCACCAAGACUGGCUCGUCUUCCUCUUCUUCCAGCGGCUCCUCCUCCAGCACUGCCUCUAGCUCUUCCUCCACCGGUGGUGCUGCCAUGGCCACCGCUGGCCCCAUGGGUCUGGCCGGUCUGGCUGCCCUGGCUGCUUUCGCUCUGUGA
Messenger RNA from Penicillium subrubescens, 510 nucleotides. RefSeq lists its product as uncharacterized. Lineage: Eukaryota; Fungi; Ascomycota; Eurotiomycetes; Eurotiales; Aspergillaceae. The transcript is spliced from 2 exons. The record is from RefSeq and is a predicted model, not a curated record. Bases 1 to 510 code for a protein of 169 amino acids.